UCCCCAACUUUAUUUACUUUUUCAACGUCAUAAAAAACCCCCUCAUUUCUCUCAUUUCACAAUUUCUCAAAAUCAUAAACAAUUAAUUCCAAAAAAUGGAAGUAAAACGGCGAACGGUGAAAACGUUAGUCGGAAAAUUAAGUUCGGUAUCGGAGCAAACACGUACAGAGUCACUUUGCGAGCUCCGUUUAAUGUCCAAAAACGAUCCCGACAGCCGUCCGUUAAUCGCGGAAGCCGGUGCGAUUCCGUACCUAUCCGAAAUCUUAUACUCGCCUUCCGCGAUCGCUCAGGAAAACGCAACAGCAACUUUACUAAACAUUUCCAUUUCCUCACGCGAGCCUUUGAUGUCCACGCGCGGAUUACUCGACGCGCUUUCACACGCGCUUCGAAACCCUGAGUCCGCAUUUACCGCACAAUCAGCUGCAGCUACGGUAUUUAGUUUAUUAACUGUUGAUAGUUACAGAUCAAUUAUCGGUUCAAAACGUGAUAUAUUGUACGCACUUGUUGAUAUUAUAAAAAACCAUGAUAAUAAGCAUCCGAAAACGAUAAAAGACGCGUUGAAAGCGUUGUUUGGUGUGUCGUUGUACCCGUUGAAUCGUUCAACUUUGAUAGAAUUAGGUGUAGUUCCUGCUUUGUUUUCCUUAGUGGUUAAAGAUGGGAGGGUAGGUGUGGUGGAGGACGCGACUGCGGUAAUAGCGCAGAUCGCGGGGUGUGAAGAGGCCGGGGAGGCGUUUAGGAAAGUGUCUGGAAUUGGGGUUUUGGUUGAUUUGUUGGAUUUGUCGACCGGGUCGAGUGGUAGGACUAAGGAGAAUGCGGUUUCAGGGUUGUUGAAUAUGGUGCAGUGUGGGAAGAAAGAUGUCGGUGAGUAUGUGAAAGAAAUGGCGUCCAUUGUGUGUAAUGGGAUUUCUGAUGUUGCUGAGAAUGGUAGCUCGAAAGGGAAAGUUAAAGCGAAUGAGUUGUUGAAGUUGAUUGAUGCCGGUGGUGGUGGUGGUGGUGGUUCGGGUUUUCAAGAGGUGCAACUUGACAAUGUAAUUACUCAAUCUUCUUGACUCUUUUAGGAUUUGAUGCGUAAUUACCUGACUUGCAUCUUUGUUGUUUUUAUAGAUAUACUAUUGCGUCUAAACUAUACAUUGUUACGAGUAUUAUAUAUAGAAUUCGUGCGCAUACACUUAGAAGCAAUGUGUUACCUUGGUUGUUCUCGUGUGAUUUGAUUGUCGUACUUACUUGUGUUUUUGUUCACAUAGAGAGCUUGCUUUCUAUAAAGUAGUCUUACCUAAUCUCUUACAAAGUUUAGAAGGUUACCUUUAGCUGCACCAAGAUGGACAUGCUAGUUUUUUUUAUUACUUGUAGUUUUUAUAUAUGAUGUUCUCUUGUAUAUCAGUGAAUAUUUACAAUUCGUUGGCUGAUGCAUAGAAUUUUGUCC
Messenger RNA from Erigeron canadensis, 1423 nucleotides. Its product is annotated as U-box domain-containing protein 2. Gene Ontology annotation, cellular component: nucleus; cytoplasm. Gene Ontology annotation, molecular function: protein binding. The record is from RefSeq and is a predicted model, not a curated record. Bases 96 to 1049 code for a protein of 317 amino acids. The transcript has a single exon. NCBI's taxonomy places the organism in Eukaryota, Viridiplantae, Streptophyta, Magnoliopsida, Asterales, Asteraceae.